AUGAUCAUAAUGGCAACGAGUCCAACAGUUUCUAAUAAUAUUUCGAAUUCCUCAUCGUCCACAAAAACAUCUUCGACACCUGCAUCAUCACCACCUGCAACAACAUCAUCAAUAAUGUCAACAACAGUAACAAACAAUUCAACAUCUCCAUCAAUUAAUGAUCGUGUGAUGAAAAACAUUCCAUGUCCGCCAAAUACACGUUUAACUGCAUAUGAUGUAUUCGAUUCACGUGGAAAGCCUCGCGUUGAUACUCUCAAAGCACAUUUCAUAGCUGAAGGACGUGUUACUGAAGAUGUAGCUCUCAAAAUAAUUGAAGAUGGUGCCAAAUUAUUACGACAAGAGAAAACUAUGAUUGAUGUUGAAGCACCGAUAACUGUAUGUGGUGAUGUUCAUGGACAAUAUUUUGAUUUGAUGAAACUAUUUGAAGUUGGUGGUUCACCAGCAACAACGCGAUAUUUAUUCCUUGGUGAUUAUGUUGAUAGAGGUUAUUUUAGUAUUGAAUGUGUUCUGUAUUUAUGGUCAAUGAAAAUUCUUUAUCCAACAACAUUUUUCCUUUUACGCGGUAAUCAUGAAUGCCGACAUUUAACUGAAUAUUUCACUUUCAAAACCGAAUGUAAAAUCAAAUAUACCGAACGAGUUUAUAAUGCAUGUAUGGAAGCAUUUGAUUGUUUGCCAUUAGCGGCACUGAUGAAUGGCCAUCGUUGGUUAUUGCCAAAAGGUGAAAUGACUCGUGAAGAACUUUCGCAAUUAUUAUUGGUUUAUAUUGGCAUCGCUGCAGAUAUAAUUGAAUUCUUCGAAGUUUUCAGAGAGAAAGAAGUCCGAACGAAUAUUAAAUUAAGCGUAUUAGUUCUUCUUCUAUGGACAUUUAGUUUACUGCAAUUCUGUUUGGCAUUCACCAUUUCGCGUGGUCGGAAAAGUCGUCUAGUCAUCAAAGAAGAACUCGAGAGACGCUUCUUUUGUAGUCCAUCGGACUUCUGGGGCAUGUUAAUGUCAUUAUUUCUUCAAGAUAUUCCAUUUUUUUGUUUCCGUGCUGUACUCAUAUUUCAUUAUCAUAUUCUGUCUUAUUCCACGGUGUUUUUCACUUCCAAAAAUGGUUUAAUCAUUAUUCUUCAAUGGUAUCGCAUCACAGUCAUAUUAGCCACAACCAUUUCACAAGGACGACGACAUCAGGGAGGAUUAGUUGAAGUUAUACAGAUGAACACGAACGACAAACGAUCUGGGACAAAUGAGAGUAAUCGUCUGAGUGUAGAAAUAUGA
Molecule: messenger RNA, 1257 nt
Organism: Adineta ricciae
Lineage: Eukaryota; Metazoa; Rotifera; Eurotatoria; Adinetida; Adinetidae
Source: the annotation of a GenBank genome assembly